Photinus pyralis (common eastern firefly) is the source of this 1181-nucleotide messenger RNA. RefSeq names its product nucleolin 1-like. Gene Ontology annotation, molecular function: RNA binding. The transcript is spliced from 3 exons. Lineage: Eukaryota; Metazoa; Arthropoda; Insecta; Coleoptera; Lampyridae. The coding region runs from base 104 to 1009 and encodes 301 amino acids. The record is from RefSeq and is a predicted model, not a curated record.
AGUUUUUAUUUACAUAACCCUACUUUUGCACUUUAGCGCGUGUUUUACCUCGUUGUAUUGUGUCUGUUUCUACAAGUUUUUUCGCCACUAAUUUCCCAACAAUAUGGUUGCAAAUACGAAAGGCAUGAAGCGUAAAUCAUUGGCUCCACAAAACACAUCCCCCAAAAAGACUUCAAAAGUCACCUCGAUAUCUGCAAAUAACACACCCGCCAAGCUAAAAACGCCCAUGAAGCCACUGAAAAAAACCAGUCCGCUUCCAAUACAACAAAAAACACCCUUAGUUCUGAAUAAAGGUGCAAAGAAACAGCAAAAGACACCGUCUAAAAUGGUUGCCAACGACAGCAGUGAUGAGGAGGAAGAGGAAGAACAAUCUUCAGGUAGCGAAGACGCUCUAGAAUUGGAAGAAGAUUCUGAUAACGAAGACGUUGAUUCAGGCGAUAUGCAAGAAGAUGAGGAAGACUCAGACGAAGAGGAGAAUAGUGAUGAUGACAUGGAGGGUAACGGGGUAGAUGACAAUGACGAUAGCGAUGCAAGUGACGUUGAAGAAGAACCGGUUGCGAAACCUGUAAAAGCUAAUAACAAAAAAAUGAAACAAGACGAUGCCCCCAAAAAAAUAGCAGAGAAAACUAAAAAACAGAAUGACCCUCCCAAAAAAGUAACCGCCCCCACUCCCGAUCGAGUAUCACGAGACGAGAAGUUUGUUCUCUUCGUUGGGCAACUUAAUUUUAAAACUACCGACGAACAAGUGCGCCAAUAUUUCAGAAAAGCGGGUCUCGUCGAUGGAGUUCACUUAUCUAAAUUCCGCAACAAUGUUUCGCGCGGUUACGGAUUCGUUCGUAUGAAGGAUGAAGCAGGAUUCAAAAAAGCGUUAAAGUUGCAUAAUUCAACUUUGGACGACAGGCAAAUAAAUGUGGAAGUUGCAAACAAGCCGUCAGAAAAGAAGAAGAGCACUUUACCUAAACCUAAAAAGUCUAAAUCCAAAAAGAACAAGAAGGCUGUGGAGGCGUAAUUUUAUAGUAUCUUGCAUUUAAAUUUCUCUUGGCUAUAUGAAUAUAAUUAAGUAAACAUGUACUUUUUAAGCAUUUCAAGUUUAUUAAAAUAUAUGCAGGCUACCGUAUAAAACUUUACGUAGUUAUGUACAUUAUAUACUUUACAGUCGCAAAUAAAUUAGGCUGAGUUAA